AUGACGGUCACUUCGUAUGCCCUUUGGAUCGCUGGCCAAGAAGCAGCGGGACAAGAAGAGCUGAUCCCUAUUGAGAACCCUGCUACGGGAGAAAUAUUUGCAACUUGUCAUGCCGCCUCGGUCGAGGAUGUUGAACGUACUGUCCAGCAAGCAAAUGCAGCAUUCAAAUCUGGAGUCUGGUCAAGGGCCGAGCGCAGUGUUCGCGCAGAUGUUCUUGAAAAGAUCGCCACGAUCCUCGCCGAAAAUCUCCCAAGUCUGAUAGCCUUGGAAGUCCAACAGACUGGCCGUGUGAUCAGAGAGAUGGAGGCACAAGUUCCAUCGCUGUUGAAAUGGUUCAAGUACUAUGCUGCCAUUCUGCGGACUGAAGAACGAGCUGUGCUUCCCACCACUGGAAAACUACAUAACUGGAUCGACCGUAAACCCCUGGGCGUAGUCGCCCAAAUCACACCUUUCAACCACCCACUUUUGAUUGCGGUCAAGAAGAUUGCUCCCGCCCUCGCAGCAGGCAACUCCGUCAUCGUGAAGCCCUCAGAGCUAACACCCAUCACUUCGCUCCUCUUAGGCAAGAUCAUGAAGCAAGCUGGACUUCCUGAUGGCGUCUUCUCUGUGCUCCCGGGUUAUGGCGCUGUCACGGGGAAAGCACUCGUCUCUCAUCCUCUAAUCAAGAAAGUCGAUGUCACAGGCGGUACGCCUGCAGGUCGUGUAAUAGGUGCCAUCGCUGGUGCGAAUCUCGCCAAAUUCACCGCUGAGCUGGGCGGGAAAGCUCCUAUCAUCGUGACUCGAGAAGCCGAUCUCGAGCUGGCUGUUAAUGGAGUUGUGUUUGCUUCUUUCAUUGCGAGUGGGCAGACUUGCGUCGCCGCCACGAGAAUCAUCGUUGAGAGUAGUAUCAUUGAAGAGUUCUCAAGGUUGCUCGUGCAAAAGGUUGCCUCGAUCGAGCAAAGAAUGGGAUCACCGGAAAACAAGGAGUCUAUGAUGGGUUGUUUAAUUUCCGCAAGGCAAUUGGGAAAUGUUGAGACCCUGGUGGAUGAUGCGGUUGCGAAAGGAGCAAAAGUUCUCACGGGUGGGAAGCGGAUGUCAGGAAUUUCCCAACUUGAUGGAUUUGAGUUUUCGAAGGGUCACUUUUAUGCUCCUACUGUGCUGGCCGACGGACCCAUGACGAAGAUCGUCGACGCGAGGAUAUGGAAGGAGGAGGCUUUUGGGCCCGUCAUUGUCGUGGUUCCCUUCGAGGGAGAAGAUGAAGCGAUACGCCUUGCCAAUGACAGCGAAUUUGGACUGGGAGCUGCAAUUUGGUCGCAGAAUCUCUCGCAAGCUUAUCGACUUGCUGAUGCUGUCGAAUCCGGCAUCUGCUGGGUUAAUACGCACCAUCGAAACGAUCCCAGUAGUCCAUGGGGAGGUAUUGGAAGCUCUGGCGUUGGGAGUGAGAACGGGAUCGAUGCCUACCACGCCUACACAACAACGAAGAGUACCAUAAUCAACUACGCCUCAGCAGAAGAGGCACGCUUGAACGAGGACUGGUUCCGGGAGGGAGCCCGUGCAGUCCGUUAUGGAUGA
Ramularia collo-cygni is the source of this 1551-nucleotide messenger RNA. RefSeq names its product related to phenylacetaldehyde dehydrogenase. Bases 1 to 1551 code for a protein of 516 amino acids. Lineage: Eukaryota; Fungi; Ascomycota; Dothideomycetes; Mycosphaerellales; Mycosphaerellaceae. The transcript is spliced from 6 exons. The record is from RefSeq and is a predicted model, not a curated record. Gene Ontology annotation, molecular function: aldehyde dehydrogenase (NAD+) activity.